Messenger RNA from Myotis brandtii (Brandt's bat), 2093 nucleotides. RefSeq names its product heterogeneous nuclear ribonucleoproteins A2/B1. Gene Ontology annotation, molecular function: RNA binding. The transcript has a single exon. Bases 100 to 1125 code for a protein of 341 amino acids. The record is from RefSeq and is a predicted model, not a curated record. Lineage: Eukaryota; Metazoa; Chordata; Mammalia; Chiroptera; Vespertilionidae.
CACUACAGCGCCAGGAGGAGUCCGGUUCGCGUGCGACCGCGGAGGUCUCUCUCAACUCGCUCGGCUGCGAGAAAUCGGGCUGAAGCGACUGAGUCCGCGAUGGAGAGAGAAAAGGAACAGUUCCGUAAACUCUUUAUUGGUGGCUUGAGCUUUGAAACCACAGAAGAAAGUUUGAGGAACUACUAUGAGCAAUGGGGGAAACUUACAGACUGUGUGGUAAUGAGAGAUCCUGCAAGCAAAAGAUCAAGAGGAUUUGGUUUUGUAACUUUUUCAUCCAUGGCUGAGGUUGAUGCCGCCAUGGCUGCAAGACCUCAUUCAAUUGAUGGAAGAGUGGUUGAGCCAAAACGUGCUGUUGCAAGAGAGGAAUCCGGAAAGCCAGGGGCUCAUGUAACGGUGAAGAAGCUGUUUGUUGGUGGGAUUAAAGAAGAUACUGAGGAACAUCAUCUUAGAGAUUACUUUGAAGAAUAUGGAAAAAUUGAUACCAUUGAGAUAAUUACUGAUAGGCAGUCUGGAAAGAAGAGAGGCUUUGGAUUUGUUACUUUUGAUGACCAUGAUCCUGUGGAUAAGAUUGUGUUGCAGAAAUACCAUACCAUCAAUGGUCAUAAUGCAGAAGUAAGAAAGGCUUUGUCUAGACAAGAAAUGCAGGAAGUUCAAAAUUCUACAAGUGGAAGAGGAGGCAGCUUUGGUUUUGGAGACUCUCGAGGUGGUGGUGGAAAUUUUGGACCAGGACCAGGAAGUAACUUUAGAGGAGGAUCUGAUGGCUAUGGAAGUGGUCGUGGAUUUGGGGAUGGCUAUAAUGGGUAUGGAGGAGGGCCUGGAGGUGGCAAUUUUGGAGGUAGCCCUGGUUAUGGAGGAGGAAGAGGAGGAUAUGGUGGUGGAGGACCUGGAUAUGGCAACCAGGGUGGGGGCUACGGAGGUGGUUAUGACAACUAUGGAGGAGGAAAUUACGGAAGUGGAAAUUACAGUGAUUUUGGAAAUUAUAACCAGCAACCAUCUAACUAUGGUCCAAUGAAGAGUGGAAAUUUUGGUGGUAGCAGGAACAUGGGGGGACCAUAUGGUGGAGGAAACUAUGGUCCUGGAGGAAGUGGAGGAAGUGGGGGCUAUGGAGGGAGAAGCCGAUAUUGAGCUUCUUCCUAUUUGCCAUGGGAAGGUGUCUUGCUGCAGGUAACUAAUGAAGAAGUGGUCAACCACAGAGUCUUCGAGAAAUAAGAAAUUCUGUACCAUCUGAAAGUAGUUGUUGGUGCCUUCAUUUAAAAAAGCACUCUUUUAAGAUUAAAGGCAAAUGUUUUCUGAUAAAAUACAAACUUCAUUUAGUAUAGGCUCUUAAUAUAAAACAAUUACAAGUUGAGUAUUGUUUGUAAAAAUAACAUCAAAUCAGCCAGAGAGAUAAAUGUAUCAUGUUUUAAAUUAGGUUUUGUGAGUAGACAGAUUAAAGUUCUAUUUUAAAUAUAAAGUUUUAUAAAAUAAAUACUUUUGUAUCCAAAUAACUUGGUGUAAUGUUUACACAUAAAAUGUGUGAAUCUUGUUCUAUAAACAUUCAGUUGUCUAAAGAAUUGCCAUCCCUUAGGUUUUUAAAGCAGUUUCACAAAACUGUACAUAUUGCCAUUUUUUUCUUUUAAUAGACAUGAGAAAACCAUUGUGGACGUUAUUGGCUGUCCCUAAUAAAAAUUCCAUUCUUUUAUACACUAUAUUCAGCGUUGGAAUGCUGCUAUAGUUUUCUGGCUUUACCAUGUGCGUUCAACGUCCCUGGUGCCGUUUUAAAAAUGUAUUACAGGCUUUUAAACAGAGUGGUCCAAAUUAAAAUUUGUCAUUCUAGUUUCUUAAAGUGGUAUUGCAUUUUACACCGAGUAUUGGGUAGCUGUCUUUAAAGGGUUUAAGCAUGAUGGAUAAAAUUUAGUGAGUGACUUUCUUCAAUAUUUACCUAAAAUAACAAAAAGCAUAAAAACAUGAGAUACCAAGGAUGUCUCAUUUUCUUUGGUUUUGAUAAUAUGAAGUAUCAGGUAAGUCAAACUAAGGAUGGCUAACAAAAGCUGUUUUUGUUUCAAAUAAAUAUUCAAGUAAACUGUUGAAUACUCUGCUUCACAUUAGGAAAA